This is a messenger RNA of Paramecium octaurelia, 286 nucleotides long. The record is from the annotation of a GenBank genome assembly. Lineage: Eukaryota; Ciliophora; Oligohymenophorea; Peniculida; Parameciidae.
AUGUCCUCAAAAGAAUCACGAAGACGUUCAAAUAGAAAAUCAAACCGCAAACAAAAAUAGUAUGAAUUCUAAAAUCGAUAAUCUUGUAGUUCUUCUAUUACUUCCUCGGUAGUGACUGAUGAUGAGUCUAAUGGAAGCUCUUCAAGUGAUGAUGACUAGCAUUAUAAAUACAGGAGGGGAGAAUGUAUUAAAGAAUAUAAGGUCAGGAGACAUAUAUUUGAUGUUACUUUUGGAAGGGUCUUAAAGGUUAGGAGGAGACAUAUGCCAUGAAAGUAGUCAGACGUAA